Messenger RNA from Chondrus crispus (carragheen), 189 nucleotides. RefSeq lists its product as hypothetical. The coding region runs from base 1 to 189 and encodes 62 amino acids. The record is from RefSeq and is a predicted model, not a curated record. The transcript has a single exon. NCBI's taxonomy places the organism in Eukaryota, Rhodophyta, Florideophyceae, Gigartinales, Gigartinaceae.
AUGCCGACCUUCCUCGCCAGCAACCCGCAUGGGCGAUUCAUGCCAUCUCGCGCAGGGAUCUUUCGGCUGAGAGCCUCCGUGCACAGGCUGCGAAAGAUCCCCGAGGACAGUAUUCGCUGUCGUAAACCCGACAACAUAAUUGUUUGUGAAGGAGUUAUCUCCUGGUCAUGUCAAGGAGCACAUGAAUGA